AUGACAGAACUUUUAGCGGCGCCCGUCCUCUCGACGCCCGCCGAGCACACCUUCGAAGACCCGACACCGACGCCUCCGCCGCCGCCGACCGAGCUGCGAACCGAAGAUGAACUCGCCUCCGUCUACGAGAUUGAGCGCACCGCGCGCGAGAUCAAGGAGGGCGGCUGGAACCGCGUCGCCCUGCAGUUUCCGGACUCAAUGCUGUGCGAUGCCUCGUGGGUGGCCGAAGCGCUGACAAAGGCGCUGGGGGGCAGCGACGGCCACCGAGUCUACAUCCUCGCCGACACGUCCUACAGCGCAUGUUGCGUCGACGAGAUUGCCGCCGAGCACGCCGACGCACAGGUCGUCGUGCACUACGGCCGCUCCUGUCUGUCGCCGACUUCCAGGCUGCCCGUCAUUUACGUCUUCACGCGGCACACCCUCGACAUCGAACAGACCGUCGAGGCCUUCCAGAAAGAGUUCCCGGACAAGGAGAACAAGGUCGUCGUCAUGGCCGACGUGACAUACCAGGACCACGUCGUUCCCCUGGCCUCAAAGCUGCGGGCGGCCGGAUACACACACCUACUCCACACCGAAGUGACACACGACCCCGCCGGCACGAUACCGAACCGCAGCAUCGUCGACUCGGCGUCCCGAGGGGAGCCCGAGACCGACCUCUCUCAGUACUCCCUCUUCCACAUCUCCACGCCGCCCCCGGCGCUCCUCCUCGCCCUGCAGACCCGGAUGGCCUCCCUACACGUCCUCUCGACGCCGAGCCUCUCGACCGACGAUCCGACAAGGACGACGAACGCGCUGUUGCGACGGCGGUUCGCGCGGGUCCUCACGCUGGCAACGGCGGGCGUGGUGGGCAUCCUCGUCAAUACGCUCUCCGUGUCCAACUACCUGGGUAGUGUCGACCUGCUGAGGCGGCGCAUCGCCGAGGCCGGGAAGAAGAGCUACACGGUGGUGGUGGGCAAGCUAAACGCGGCCAAGCUGGCCAACUUCGCCGAGGUCGACGGCUGGGUGGUGGUGGGAUGCUGGGAGAGCGGGCUGGUCGAGGAGGACGCCGGGUUCUUCAAGCCCGUCAUCACGCCCUUCGAGAUGGAGGUGGCGCUGAAGCCCGAGAGCGAGCGCGUGUGGGGUCUCGAGUGGUGGGGCGGCAUCGAGAAGAUGGACCACACCGCCGCCAGGCCGGACGAGGAAGAGCUGGACGAGGACGAGUCGGCGCCGCCCGAGUACGACUUGCGAACGGGCAGGCUCGUGGCCAGCCGGCCGAUGAGGAUGCCUAUCCGGUCGGCCAACGGCGCCCCCAAGGCCGACGACGGGGAGCGGAGCGCCCAGGCGCCGGGGCAGUCGGCGCUGGUGAAGAGGGAGGUCGGGGAGGUGGCCACCAUCAACGGGGUGCUGAGCCCCGGGGCCGAGUAUCUGCGGUCGCAGAGGACAUGGCAGGGCCUCGGGACGGAUUACGACGAGGAGAGCAGCACCGUCGUCGAGGAGGGCCGCAGCGGCGUUGCGCGCGGCUACACGGUGGGAGAGGACACCGGCAGAGCAUGA
Molecule: messenger RNA, 1533 nt
Organism: Colletotrichum graminicola M1.001
Lineage: Eukaryota; Fungi; Ascomycota; Sordariomycetes; Glomerellales; Glomerellaceae
Product: diphthamide biosynthesis protein 2
Exons: 1
Coding region: 1-1533 (510 amino acids)
Biological process (GO): protein histidyl modification to diphthamide
Molecular function (GO): 2-(3-amino-3-carboxypropyl)histidine synthase activity
Source: RefSeq, a predicted model, not a curated record